AUGUUUUUGUCAGUGAUCAUUAUUCUAGGAAUAUAUUCUACUUUUGGUACCUGUACUGCCUCGGAUUCAACAGAUGUAUGGGAAAAACUGACUCAGGUUGAAACGAUUCUGAUUGAUAUGGUUGCUCAAAUAGCAGAUGUGAAAGGGCGACUAGACAAUCUUGAAAAAGAAAAGGCAGAAUCCACAACACCAUGUCGUGAUCGUUGGGUAGCAUAUAAAGGGUCUUGUUACUACUUUGGAUCUACUGCUGUUAGCUUCAGCGAGGCUCAGGAUAUAUGUACAUCUCUUGGGGCUCAUUUAGUUCAUGUUGACAACUACAAGGAAAACAUGUUUCUUAAGGGCUUCAUGCAUAGUCACAGCAAAAAUGAUUACUGGGUUGGUUUGACAGAUGCCGCGAAAGAAGGUUUAUGGAAGCUUACGGGAAAGAACACAAUAGCUCCUUUCUUGGACUGGGGAAGCGCAGAACCGAGCGGUGGGACUAUUGAAAAUUGUGUGAUGUUUGCAAUUGGACAUCAGUACAGUUGGGGGGAUGUCUCUUGCUCACGAAGAAUCCGGUAUUUAUGUGAGAGAACCUGAGAAAUAGAAGUGCUGUUGUCAUUUGGAACGCUUUGGCCUAUAUGAUUCUCAAACUUAACAUUGCUUCAGCCGUAAUUUGCUCCGCACAGGAGUACUCUUGUUUAUCCACAAAAGUAUAUUUCUGAAGCAGCUUUGUUUGUUAAUGUUCUUCAAGUUAUGUUAAACUCAAGUUUUAUAGAGUACGGAUAUACUAAUAUUAUGUAGCAUCUUACAAUAAUUUCUAUACUUAAAAUUUACAGCUUUGAAUAAAUAGU
Molecule: messenger RNA, 830 nt
Organism: Mercenaria mercenaria
Lineage: Eukaryota; Metazoa; Mollusca; Bivalvia; Venerida; Veneridae
Product: perlucin-like protein
Exons: 4
Coding region: 1-576 (191 amino acids)
Source: RefSeq, a predicted model, not a curated record